GAGAUGCUGAAGGACGAUGUGCAGUUCUUCUUCUUCAGAAAGACACUGUUCAACAGCAGCUCCAUCGACCUGAAAGUCUUGUCCAACAGCUGUCCCGACUCUGUCCUGCUGAACAUCUCCUGGUACCUGAGGAGCUCUCACUGCUACAACGAGAUCUUCAGCCUGAAGCAGGAAAAUGCUGAAAACUACUUUGGUUCCAAAUUUGUGAUGGAAAAAGGAGGAAGUGGAUUCUACGUUCAGCACCAGUAUCCCAUUGUCACCUGCCAGAACAAGAACCCCAUCUAUUUUGAUUUGGAUCCGUCUGAAGUGAGGAAGACUCUGAUGAAGCUGCAGCAGCCUCAGGUGACACAGAACUCUACAGGAAGGAGGAGGAGAGAUGUUUCUGUUUCACACCCAAAGUCAUCUCCUCAGUCUUCCUUCAACCUGGUGGCCAAGACCUGGGAGGACGGACCCUACAUCUUCAUCCUCAGGGUCCAGGACGUCAGUGUGAACCCGCCCAAACAGGACUGGACUCUGCAGCUUGAGGUCAGCAUGGAGGGCCCUCAUGGUUACAUCUCUGCUACUGAAUGGCCCCUGAUGGUGUUCUACAUGGUGAUGUGCAUCAUCUACGUCUUCAUGGCCCUGCUGUGGUUGGUUCUGUCCGCCUGCUACUGGAGGGACCUGCUCAGGAUCCAGUUCUGGAUCGGAGGGGUCAUCUUCCUGGGGAUGCUGGAGAAAGCCGUUUACUACGCAGAGUUCCAGAGCAUCAGAUACGACGGGGUGUCAGUCCACGGGGCCGUGGUGUUUGCUGAGCUGCUCUCAUCUUUGAAGAGGACUCUGGCCCGGGUUCUGAUCAUCAUCGCCAGUCUGGGAUAUGGAAUCAUCAAAGGGGAUGAAGAUGAGGGGCACGAAGAACGAGACCAACGGUGCGGCCAAGGCCAACAAAGUGGACGAGGACCUGAAGUGGGUGGAGGAGAACAUCCCUUCGUCGAUGGCAGAUGUCGCCCUGCCUCCUCUGCUGGACUCUGAUGAGUGCCUGUACAGACACUGGGAGUGGGAUCUUUUUUUUUCCUGUUUUAUUUCCUGGUUGUAUUUAUAUAAAGAUAAAGCGUCUGCUCCAUGAGGACUUUAUUUUAUUUGUUUGAUGUGGUCUGGUUCAGAGGCUCCGCCCCCCAGGAGGCCGUCGGUUGAGGGUCUGCCUGAUUGUUUUUGUGUUAACGGGUACGGCGUGUGCGUUUGUGUUCUGUGUCAGGACGAAACAGAAACACGAACGGAUGUUUGUCUUUUUUUUCUGCUUUGAACCAUUAAAGAUUUUUCACUUUCA
Austrofundulus limnaeus is the source of this 1303-nucleotide messenger RNA. RefSeq names its product Transmembrane protein 87A-like (gene tmem87a). Gene Ontology annotation, biological process: retrograde transport, endosome to Golgi. NCBI's taxonomy places the organism in Eukaryota, Metazoa, Chordata, Actinopteri, Cyprinodontiformes, Rivulidae. Gene Ontology annotation, cellular component: membrane; Golgi apparatus. The record is from RefSeq and is a predicted model, not a curated record.